This is a messenger RNA of Humulus lupulus (European hop), 1846 nucleotides long. Its product is annotated as cyclin-D3-1. Gene Ontology annotation, cellular component: cyclin-dependent protein kinase holoenzyme complex; nucleus; cytoplasm. The transcript has 4 exons. The record is from RefSeq and is a predicted model, not a curated record. Gene Ontology annotation, biological process: regulation of cyclin-dependent protein serine/threonine kinase activity; mitotic cell cycle phase transition. NCBI's taxonomy places the organism in Eukaryota, Viridiplantae, Streptophyta, Magnoliopsida, Rosales, Cannabaceae. The coding region runs from base 244 to 1395 and encodes 383 amino acids. Gene Ontology annotation, molecular function: cyclin-dependent protein serine/threonine kinase regulator activity.
ACAAGCGUGAAACCCACUCUGCUGAAAUUCAAUCCUCCCUCUCCCUCUCCCUCUCCCUCUCUUUACCCUUUCUCACUCUCACUCACUGCAGUAGAAAAUAAAAGGAGUUUCAGCUCGAAAGACGUAGAGAGAGAAAGUGAGGGAGAUGAGAGUGAGAAGAGAAGAGUGAGCUUUUACUCUCUAUAACAAAAACACAGUGAGAGAGUGCUCUGAAACCUCUUCUCUUUGAAGAAGAAUAAGGAAAUGGCAAUGAACCAUAUUGAAGAACAAGUAGAGGAAGAGCAACAAAACCCUUCUCUAUCUUUACUUGACACUCUCUAUUGUGAAGAAGAGAAAUGGGAAGAGGAAGAAGAUGAGAAGAGUGAAGUUUAUAGCAGGAAUGAUGAUGACGAUAAUAACCCUUCUCUGUUCCCCCUAUUCUUGUUGGAACAAGACCUGUUUUGGGAAGACGAAGAGCUUCUCUCUCUUUUUUCAAAAGAAGAGCAGCAAAAACAAGCCCAUUACCUAUUUGGAGACUCUUCUUGUGCUCUCAGUUUGGUUCGCCGUGAGGCUGUAGAAUGGGUUCUCAAAGUCAAUGCCCAUUAUGGUUUCACAGCUCUUACUGCUGUUUUAGCCAUUAACUACUUGGACAGGUUCCUCUCAAGCCUAAGCUUUCAGAGAGAUAAGCCAUGGAUGAUUCAGCUCGUAGCUGUAACUUGUCUCUCUUUGGCCGCAAAAGUUGAAGAAACCGAAGUGCCUCUUCUUCUAGAUCUCCAAGCGAGUGAUGCAAAAUACAUGUUUGAAGCCAAAACGAUUCAAAGAAUGGAGCUUUUGGUGCUUUCUACUCUCCAAUGGAAGAUGCACCCAGUGACUCCUCUUUCUUUCCUCGACCAUAUUAUACGGAGGCUUGGAUUGAAAUCCCAUCUCCAUUGGGAGUUUCUCAGGCGCUGUGAACGUCUUCUCCUCUCUGUAGUCUCCGAUUCAAGAUUCGUCGGUUACCUUCCUUCUGUAUUGGCUACUGCAACGAUGAUGCGAGUUAUUGACCAUGUUGAGCCUUGUAAUGCCAUUGAGUACCAAAACCAGCUUCUGGGUGUUCUCAAACUAAACAAGGAAAAAGUAGACAACUGCUACUAUCUUAUAACUGAGCUAUCCAACGGCCGUGAUUACACCGUCUAUAACAACCCACUUAAGCGCAAGAACGAGCUAGUUCCAGGCAGCCCAAGUGGCGUUAUCGACGCUAUUUUCAGCUCCGACAGUUCCAACGAUUCGUGGUCAGCUGGAUCAUCAGUUUGUUCUUCUUCACAGGGUGGGCCUCUGUUCAAGAAGAUCAGAACUACUGAGGACGACAACCAGAAGAUGAGACUGCCUUCGGCUCUUAGCCGCGUCUUUGUCGACAUUGUUGGAAGCCCUCCUUGAAGAAAAAUACGUCGUCGUUUUCUCAUUUUGAAUCUAUAAUUGAAAAAAAGAGGAAAAAAAAACUCCAUAUUUAAAUUAUGGUAAUUAAUAUCUCAUUUCAAUGCAUGGGAUUAUUAGGCAUGCCUUUCUCCACCUCUCAUUCCCAUCUCUGCUUUGAUUUCCCAACAAUGCCCUUGAAAAGGCUUGAGGGAGAGUAAGAGCUAUGGUGAUAGGUGUGGCAAAAUGGCAUUUCAUGAUAUGAGAGAAAAGGGACAAAAGAGGCAUUAGAUAAAAAGAAGAGCAUUUGUGUAUAAUAAAGAAAAAGAACAAAAAAAAAAAGAAGAAAAGAAGUCCACUUCUCUCUCUCUAUAUUCGAUGGUUCCGGGCAAAAUUCUCACUUUUGGACCAUACCCUUUUAUUUGGACACAAUAUUUAAUUAUGUCAUAAAUAAAUUCAAAACAAUUUUUGAUUA